UCUGAACUUGCGCUUUUGAGGCGUCAAGCCGCUGGACUUGUACGACUCCCACCCGGGGGGAGAUCAGUCCGAGGAAUGACAAUUCAUCGUCACAGCAUUGUUCACAUGAAUGAAUACAGAAACACGUGUGUCACUCGUGUUAGCUAAUAUAGCACUCUCUUCAUAUUGUACCACAGCAGCACGGCUCGUCUCAUGCCCUGACCCAUGAGGAAUGAGUCGUGUGGACAGCUUAUGCGCAUGCACUCUGGGAACCAUUCCGACCUGACUCAUGCACCAUCAGGGCGGCGAGAAACAAGCGACAGCACACUGAAUGAGCAAGCGGGCGUACAAGAGGCAAGUCAAGUCAGACCUAUACACUCAUCUAAGUCACUCGCCCGCCCCAAACCCCACCUCUACAAGUGCCUUCUCCUCUUCGCCCCCAUCCACAGCAGCAGCAGCAGCAGCAGCAGCGACGGCACUGUCUUCCGUCUUGUUGCUGCUGCCUCUCUUGCGGCUCUUCUUCUUCUUGAUAGACACACCGCCCGCAUAGUUGGAUGAAGGGGUAGGGGCGGCACCGCUCCCCGCUGCUGCUGUGCCGCUGCUGGCUGGCUGCGGCUGGGAUGCAGCCGUGCUGUCAGCAGUGGACUGGGAGAGGCCGUAACAGAAAGGGGCGGGGGCGAUAGGCGGCAUCAGUCUGGUCGAGAAGUUGGCCCGCAGCCCCUCCAAGAGAUAGUCGCGAUGGAUGGGGUGGCCCCGAUGCUGCUCGAAUGUGGACAGGGCGUUGUCGAGGGUCAUGUUGCAUCGCAGGCACAGGUAAGAGACGACGAAGUAGCCGGUCCGGUUGACCCCAUGUGUGCAGUGGAUGGCGAUGACGCACGGGGAGGGGCUGUUGCUGGCCGUCCAAUCCCGGCGGAUGCUGUCGACCAUCACACAGAACGCCUCUGUGUCCCCUCGGCUGGGGGUCUCCCUGCCCUUGACGGCCAUCUUGUGAUGCUUCACACCACUGUCCUCGAACGUACAUGCAUCAUAAUAUCUGCACCGCCACACGCAGACACGAAAAUGGGGGAUGUCCUUAUCGCCCUGUGGACAUCUUCCUUCUUACCUCUUGGUGUCGCAGAGGUCGAUGAUGGCCGAGAGAGGCGCGACAGAGGAAGCCAUGUGUUUUAUGAGGUCCGCGGGAUAGAAUCGGUCGUCGUAAGCAGGAAUAGCCUGGUCGAAGGUCUUCUUGAGUGGCACCUUGUGCGGCACCAUGAAGGCACCAUCACGCCCUUCCCCUUGCAUCCGCAGCAGCCUGAUGGGUGUGCCCACCUUGGUGUACCGCAGCCAGCCAGUUAUCAUGCUCUCGCCUGCACAGAGGGCAUUCAACGCACAGCAAGGCAAGCAGUGGGACACGCGUGACGCUCUGAUGUAAGUGCCGACCCGACACUUGCCUCUAUCUCCGUGGGUGUGCGAAGGCCUUCCUCUUCCUCUUCCUCUUCCACCGCGCCCCCUCCCUCCCUCCCAGCCUCUCCACCCACCCCGUCCCCUGUCGUGUGCGUCACGAUGGUCCUGACGCUGAUAGGGAUCACGCGAGAAGAAGGCCAUCCGGUCAUACAAAUCACCGGAGUGUGAGCCUGGGUGAGGUGCGUAGGGAUCAGGUGGAUAUUGGGGAGGAUAAUGCGGAGGAUAAUGAUAAGGUGGUGGCUGCUGAUGGCCUUGCCAUGGCGCGCCGUCCUCAGUCAUCGUUUUCCUCUUCAAGCG
Messenger RNA from Vitrella brassicaformis, 1719 nucleotides. The record is from the annotation of a GenBank genome assembly. NCBI's taxonomy places the organism in Eukaryota, Vitrellaceae.